This is a messenger RNA of Rotaria sp. Silwood2, 459 nucleotides long. Lineage: Eukaryota; Metazoa; Rotifera; Eurotatoria; Philodinida; Philodinidae. The record is from the annotation of a GenBank genome assembly.
AUGGGAGGCUUCUUGUCAAACCAGAGUGCUAUAGAUGAAGUCACUGAUCGGUCAAAUUAUUUUAUCACAGAACGUGUUGCGAAAAUUCCAGCAAAUUAUCAGAUUCAAAAAGAUCAUAUUGUACAUGAAAUGUAUAAAACAUCUCCCGAGGCCUUUAAUGGAUUGUAUAUAAAAGAUUAUCCUGAGAAAAAUGAAAAACAAGUGAAUAAGUUAGCUAUUCACAAUGUUACAUCGAAUGAAGUUAAACAUCAAAUUGUUCGAGAAGUUCAUGGUGAAGUUGAUCCAAUGGUCGAUGAAAAAACUAUGAACUUAAAUAAAAUAGUACGAUCAGCAACAAAGAAAGCAAUACACGUAGCAAUUAAAAAAGCUGUAGGAGCAGCUGUUGAUGCUGUACAAAAAAAACUUGAACGACAAUUUGGUGUUGAUUCAAGCAAAGAUGAGAAAAUAUCAGGAAAAUAA